CCAUCUUGGCUUUGCCAGAGCUUCACUUGCGGCCUCGAACUCUUCUUCCUCUGACACCGAACUUCGAAACUCCCCACCUAGACCACUUACAAGUUCACAAAACAAGGACACAACCCCAACGCUCGACAGCCGAGACCUCGACGUUGGACAUCCACCACAGCCAUAACCCGGCCAAAGAAAUAUACAUAUCCCAACCGCAGACAGACCCAGACCCAGACCCAGACCGACCAGCCAAGAUGACCCGCGGCGACGUCAACCACAUCAAGGUGCACUACAAGGGCGACGACGAGGACUUCGUCGUGUUCCUGGACAGCGUCGACGACUACCGGCGGUGGUGCGAGGACAAGUCGGUGCCGCUGGCCCAGGUCGUUUCGUCCUUCAAGGUGUUCACCACGCACCGGCACGGCGCCCAGGGCCUGCUCGAGGGCGCGUCGAAAGCGAUGCUCGAGAACGAGUUCGGCACGUCCAAGGAAGACGAGGCGGUGCGCAAGAUCCUCGAGAGGGGCAGCCUGCAGGAGUUCGAGAUGAGUGAACGUCAGGGCCGUAAGAACGACUCCAACGGCUCGUACCUCAAUACCCGCUAAGCGCCUUGUACCAUCGUCGUCCAUUCUUCUGCAGCCCCACUCCCUGCAGCCGUUUGUCUUGCUGUGUGUCGAGGGAUUGCGGAGGAGAAAGCGGUGGGAGGCGGACCUGGCGUUCAGGGGGAGCGACAUCGGGGUGUUGCGUGCAGCUGGGGCUUCGGUACGAGAGGGUCAAGACCGUCGAUACCGCGAGCUGGAGCUAGAGAAGUGAGGCAGCGAGAAUAUCACGACAUAUCCAGCUUCUACAAUGCAAUCGCCUAUAAGAAUACCCUCUACAAUUGGGAUCCCGACGGUGCUGGGUCGAACGUGAGCGACUAAGCCAAUCUAUGAGAUUGCGAGAGGAGGAGUCAAAGUAGAUCCCGACGAGAGAAGAAGGGACUUGGUGGAAAACAAGCAACUCGAAGUAAAGCCUGGGAACAAGACAAC
Messenger RNA from Thermothielavioides terrestris NRRL 8126, 1007 nucleotides. RefSeq lists its product as uncharacterized. The transcript has 3 exons. The record is from RefSeq and is a predicted model, not a curated record. The coding region runs from base 237 to 584 and encodes 115 amino acids. Lineage: Eukaryota; Fungi; Ascomycota; Sordariomycetes; Sordariales; Chaetomiaceae.